GUCAUGCAGUGGAUUUAAACACGUGCGCUCCAAAAUUGAUGUUGUGUAAUUUAAAGCAAUGUAAAUUGCAAGGAAUGAGUGUGGCGGUUGAAUUUCAAGAUCAAAUAUACGGUUCCAUUUUUUCUCCAUUUUAGCAUCAUCAUCGUCAUCCCAAUUUACCAAAGAGACAACACAACAAUGCUCUCCUCCUCCUCCUCCUCCUCCUCCUUCAUCUCCGCUCACGAUUCCUAUUGAGCCAGCAGAAUAUCAGAAGGCUAAUGCAAAGAAGUUAUCGCUGGAAUUGCCCGUUUCUGGAAAUGGGUUUGAUGCCAGAAUUUUGAAUCUCCAGGCAUACACGAAUUUUGAUUUUCUGCUUGCUGAAUAUAAUUUGAUCAGAUAGCUCCUGUUUGAUUAAGUAAUUGACAAAUGUAGCAUAAUUCAUUCGAGAAGGAACAUGGUUCCGUUUAAUACAUACAUACACAUACCCUGACAAGGAUUGCCUCUUAUUAUAUAACCUUAUGUAUGGUAUAGUGACAAAGUGCAAACUCCAUUCCUUUGGGGACAACAUCUGAGGAAACAGAACAAUGAGCCACGCACUCGGAAAGCCAUCUUCAGGUAAAAGGAAAUUGAGAGAUCUUCUGCUUCAAAGCGAUAAUCGAAUAUGUGCAGAUUGUGGCGCUCCAGACCCAAAAUGGGCCUCAGCAACUAUUGGAGUAUUUAUUUGCUUAAAGUGCUGUGGCGUCCACAGAAACCUUGGCCUGCAUAUUUCAAAGGUUUUGUCUGUUACAUUAGAUGAGUGGACUGAUGAAGAGAUUGACGGAGUUAUUGAGGUUGGCGGAAAUGAUGCUGCAAAUAAAAUCUACGAGGCUCAUUUUCCUGAAGGUGUGACAAAGCCGAGCAGAAAUGCUUCUCAUGAAGAGCGUUCGAAAUAUAUCAGGUCUAAGUACGAGCUUCAAGAGUUUUUGAAACCUGGGAUGCGCGUUCAGACUGGUUCUUCCAGAAAAGAAGGCAAAGUUGUACGCAAAUCUGUAUGCGAGAAGACUUUGGAAAGCAUAGCCCAGAGUACAGGCUUGAAUAUCGCAGACCAUCUGGAUGAAUAUCUUGGAGUGUUGAAAAUUAAAGUACUUAAAGGCUCAAACUUGGCUGUCCGGGACAUGCUAUCAAGUGAUCCAUACAUUGUCCUCUCUCUUGGGGAGCAGAAAGUUCAAACGACUGUGGUGCCGAGCAAUCUGAACCCGGUGUGGAAUCAAGAACUGAAUAUGGUAGUUCCAAAAGAUUAUGGUCCAAUAAAGCUGCAAGUAUACGACCACGACACGUUCUCGGCGGACGAUAUAAUGGGGGAGGCAGAGAUAGACGUGCAGCCGAUGAUCACAUCAGCUUUGGCAUUUGGGGAUGCAUCCAUGUACGGGGACAGGCAGAUUGGGAAGUGGCUGCAGUCGUAUGACAAUGCCCUGAUAGAAGACAGCCCAGUGAACAUUGUGGAUGGCAAGGUGAGGCAGGAGCUCUGGCUCAGGCUCCAGAAUGUCGAAUCUGGUGAGGUAGAGCUUGAACUCGAGUGGGUUCCUCUCACUCUAUAAUAUACAUAAUUAUAUAUAUAAUACACACACAAAGACAGCAGCACAAGUCAGUCUGUAGUAGUAGUAGGAGAAAUCUUAUUGUUUGUUGUUGGUUGAUUGAGUAUAUAUAUAUUAGUAGUAUUGUUUUUGGUUUUAGGAUGAUAUGGGAUGGGUACAAUACAAUACAAUACAACCAAA
Molecule: messenger RNA, 1733 nt
Organism: Andrographis paniculata
Lineage: Eukaryota; Viridiplantae; Streptophyta; Magnoliopsida; Lamiales; Acanthaceae
Product: ADP-ribosylation factor GTPase-activating protein AGD12-like
Exons: 10
Coding region: 564-1556 (330 amino acids)
Molecular function (GO): GTPase activator activity; phospholipid binding
Source: RefSeq, a predicted model, not a curated record